This is a messenger RNA of Stegodyphus dumicola, 10051 nucleotides long. RefSeq names its product GTPase-activating protein skywalker (gene sky). The record is from RefSeq and is a predicted model, not a curated record. Lineage: Eukaryota; Metazoa; Arthropoda; Arachnida; Araneae; Eresidae.
UGUUCCUCUUCUUUUAGGCGUGAAAUUAUUUCAUUCUUUUAGUUGAUGAACGGAAAUGGAAAUGAAUAUCAAUAGUAAUGGAAGAAGAAAAAAAUUGAGUGUUGUCAGAAAAAUUUAUAUUCAUUUAACAUCUGCUUGCUGAAAAGUUAUAUAAAGAAUGCUUUUGUAUUUAUCAAACCUUGCCAAAUCACUUUUAUACGCGAAACAUUUUGAUCUAUUUGGCAACAUAUAGUGAAUAACUUCUGUAUCAGAGUCUUGUUUUGAAUGUAAACAAAUAACAAGGGAGAAUUGUUGUUGGAGAUGUUGAAGUAUUAGAAGUGCCUAAUCGGAGUAUUACCAUGAUAUAUUAUUUAUUUAAUAUAUAUGGGAAAAACAUUUUGAAGUGACUUGAAAUGUCAUCUCAUGGACUGAAUCCCAAAUUUAUAGAUCUUAAAAUUCUUGAGCGACUUCAGUCUUCAGUUUCCGACUCAAAUAUACAUAAUGUCGAUGAUGUCUCUAGUGUUACUGGCAGUGGUGAUUUAAAACAGGUAAAAGAAAUUGUCCGAAAUAAUCAUUGGCCUAUUGAUCAUCCCAUACGGCAAGAAUUAUGGGAUUGCUUGUGUAAAUAUAUCUCCUCUGAUAAUCAUGUGGAUUUUUAUUACGAAAUCGAGAAAGAUUUGUUCGGGGAAGCCUAUCUUCCUACCAGUUUGCCAUCUUUUGUCGAUCCUGCAUACUGUGCUCGCUAUUAUCUGAAUGCAGAGGGAAAAAAAAGUGUUGAAAAAAUUCUUCAUGUCAUUCUUCACAUAAAGCCUGAUAUCACUUACUGUCCAAUUUUAUACCCAUUAAUUAGCCUCUUUUUGCACUAUAUGUCAGAAGGAAUGGCAUUUUCAUGUGCUUUAAAGUUGUUGGCUGAUAGGCAAAACUAUAUUUCUCAAACAAAAUCUGAUCAUGCUUCUUCUGCUUAUUUAGUUUGCAGACUUACUAAAAAAUAUGCUAAAAGUGCUUAUUCUCAGCUUGAGAAGGAACUUAAAGAACAUGAAGAUUUAGAAAGUAUGUUCCAAAACUGGCUAUCAUGGAUAUUUAAAGACUUGCCAUUUCCUUAUUUGGUACGAAUUAUUGAUUGCUUUUUAAUUGAAAAAAAGAAAUGCUUAUAUCGUUGGGUUCUUGCAAUGCUCAUUUUAUAUAGCAAAAACUCAGAUAAAACUGUUGAUGAAAAUCUAGGGAUUAUGCAAAAGCUUCUGGAUUUUUUUCAGAAUUUAACAGUGCCUGUAGAAAAGAUAUUUAAAAUUGCCUAUGGAAUACGAGGUUUCAGUGAAAAAAUUAUAAAUCAGCAUCUCCUUAAAGUUCAGAUGAUAUUGAAAAGCCAGUCAAAUCUCAAUGAACGCUCACAUUCUCUUGAUCACUUAUCAGCAUCAGAUCCUGUAUACCAUGUUGAAGUAAAUUCAGCUGCUCAGCCAGUGGUAAAAGAGUUAAGAAUGGAAGCUACAUCAAGAACAAGAUCUGUAGGUGUUGUGGCACUGGGUAACUUCAAAUCUGAUAUUAUCUCUGCUGAACAGAUGAGUAUCAUCUGGGCAUGGCUUCCACUGAGGAUGUCAAUGUUACAACCAGAAGUAAUUUAUUCUUCAAAUGUGCAUGGAGUUUGUUUAACGGCAUUUUACAUGACUGUUGGUUCAUUUGAACCUACUGUUAUUGUAAUUAAAGCAAUGAAUGAUGAGAUUUUUGGGGCUUAUUGUUCAUCUUCUUGGAAUUUGAGAAACACAAGUGAUUCCCAAAACAAAAAAUUCUCUUAUUUUGGGACUGGCGAAACAUUCCUUUUCACUCUAAUACCUGAGGCAAGAAAAUAUCCAUGGGUUGGUUAUAAUACUGAUGCAGAUGUACCUCAUUCAGCAAAACUGUUUAUGGCAGCAGAUAAUCACAUGAUUAAUGUUGGGGCUGGGAAUGGCCAAGGACUUCUGCUUGAUGAUCAGCUAUUGCAUGGGAGAACUGAUCGUUGUGAUACCUUUGAUAAUAAUCCUUUAUGUUCUCAAAAAGAUUUUCAGUGCAAAAUUGUUGAAGUUAUUGCUUUUAAAUGAUAUUUCAGAUAAACAUUCUUAGGGUUAAAGGAGGCUUUUUUCCUUUAAAUAAGUAUUUUGUUGACCAUUAUUUUAUACUCAGUAGUUGAUAAUUGGAAAAAAAAAAAAAAAAAAAAGUAAUAGUAUUAGGUAUUUCACACAAUUUCUUUUUAAUUUUCUUUGACAUAUUGUGUAUUAAAUAUUAUAUAUUUUUGUAUUUUAAUGAAAAUGAAAUAUCUAAGUAUUUAAUAAAAUAAGGUAUUUUAUAUGAUUUUUUAAAAACCCAUGACAUUUUCCCUCAUAACAUAUUUAUCAUUUGCCGGGAAGAUGAUCAUGUGCAAUAUCUCAAUGUAAUUGAUAUAAUGUUUGUUACUUGUUUAAAUAGUGUUAUAUAAAUUUUAAGAUAUCAAAUUUUAAUUCGUUUUUUUUUUUUUUUUUUAUUAGUUGUAUUAUUAUUUGCUGUGAUUAGAUUUGAACUAAAAUAAGUAUUUAAAUACUUUGAUACUACUAAAUAAGGUAAAAAUCUGUUCCAGAAUCUACCUACUUAUAUGGACAUUUGGAAAUAGUGAAAAAUUCUGAACUUUUAAGAUAUGAUUAAUUCAUUCUGUUAUAUAUCAGUUUGAUUACUGAUUUUUUGUGAGUUUUAUUUUUCUAUUUAUUGUUUAGUUUCUUUAUGUGAUACUCAUUAAUUAUUGAUGUGAUACUUAUCCAUUCUUUGAGUUGUGUUAUUUUAAUCUACUUAUCAUUUGCACUUUUUUAAGGUUUUCAGAUGUUCUAUGUAUUGGAUAUCCAUUUGCCUUUAAUUAAUGGCUUCUUCAUUUCUUAAAAAGCUUUUCUUGUUCCAGAAGUAUUAACAGAUUGUUUUAGUGUGUUAUGUGAUUUGUAAUUUUUUGCUGCUUAGGAAAAAAGUCGAGGUGAGGCCUGAGCACAAUUUAAAAUACUUUUAAUAAGAAUAUUAGUAUUUUGUGCUGAUUUUCUCAUAAUUUGGGAAGAAUUUACAAUGAAAACAACUAUGACAGUUUUGACCUCUUUUAAAAAUUACAGAAGAUAAGGAAUAAAUUCCAUUAAACUACAAAAAGAUUCGAACACCCGAAAAACCUGGCAAGCAUUACGAAAUACUGAGUGUAGUCAGGGCCAGGUUAAAGUCUUAGAAGAUUUUCAUGCCUCCACUCAUAUUUACACUAAUUUUGCCACAUUCCUUCUCUUUUGAUCUUGGUUUAGCUGCACCAUACAUUCCAUUGUAAAACUGCUAGUGUGAAAUUUUUGUGGUAAAUCCUGAAUCCCUAAACACCUUUCUAUGGUGACCCGUUUCAUUGAUGCCCUAAGAACAUGCUUAUUUUGCUUAAUAGUUAAUCCAGCUUCGAUUUUAUUAGCCACAUCAUUUAAAGGUGUUAGAAGCUACUAAGCUUAGUUUGAAUAUUAUAAUUAAUUUUGAUAAACAUACACAAAAUUCCUAUUUUAGAAAAGUUUUUUUUUCACAUCCCAGAGCUUGGUUUAUUGGAAAAAAUUGUAUAUGAUCAACUUAUUUCUGCAAAGGCAGAACCCAUAUCAGUACUCAAAAGUUUUGUUCUCUUUUAUUGUAAACCUGCUGACAAGGUAAAAUCAAAUAACUAGCAGGUUAGCAAGAAGUGUUACCAUUAAUUUAUAAAAAUUGUCAAGUAGCAAGAAGUGUCACCAUUACAUUAAUAUAAAUUGUUAAAGUUCAUGUAAAAGUUCAGUUUUUCAACGGUUUGAAAAUGUCCAUAGAGUCAGGUAAAAUUUUCCUGUUAUAUGUUAGCAUUUCAGAAAGAUUUUUGUUUUCUACUUUAAGUGUUUGAGUUUUAUUUUUCAUGUGAAACAUUUUAUGUAAGUAUUUCUAAGCUCAAUUUUAAAAUUAUAUAACUUUUUUUUAUGAUGAAGUACUGAUAUUAAACAAAAUGUACAGUAUACUCUUUUAGGAGUAUUCUUAAAUCAUGGAAUUUCACAUUUCAUGUUUAUAUGCCAUUUUUGCCAAAAUGAAAAAUAUGGGAAUUUGUAACAUAGUCCUCUUGUACUAUUUCAUGUUAUACAAAUGCAGACUUCUUUGAGUCUGCAUUUCAUAAGUUCCUAGUUAUGUGCCAUAUAACUGUUAAGUUAUACUUAGUUAACUAGUAUAUGUUUUUAUAGUUUGAGUGAGCAAAUUAUCAUUUUCUUCAUUAUUUUGAAAGUCACAAAUGAAGUCAUUUUGAAUUCUGUAUAUUCCAAUAUCUGACAAACAUGCAUUUUCAUGUAGUAUCUGUAUAGUCACAAAAUAAGUACAUUAAAAUGCAUUUUACUAUGUAAUAAAGAUGUGUGAUAUUGAAUGAAAAUGCAUGUAUUUGUAAGGAAAUAUUAAAACUGUUAUAUUAUUACUCUCCUGCUGUAUUAUUCUUACAAAAUAAUUGAGUUAGAUCAGUGAUAAUCAACUGGUGGUCUGCAAGACACAUGAGAUCUGUAACAAAAUUAGCAAAGUUUAUUAUUAUUGUUUCUGCUAUCUUAUUAUUUUCAUUCAAAGAUUGUUUGGAAUUAAAAUUAUAAGAGUUUUGAAUUAUAUUAAUCAAAGAUAUAUUCAAAAUGUUUUCUAAAUAUAACAUACUGCAUGGCUUGUGGCUCUAAGAUAAUAGUUUAAACUGGCUAUCAAGCAUACAGAAAUUGGCUACAUUGAGUUAAAUAAUAACUUGAAUAUUGUGUUAUUUUUAAUUUUAUUUUUAGUACUUGUGAUAUCUUUUUGUAAAUAUUGAGUAGUAUCAUUUAAAUGUAUAAUUUACAAUUUUAGAUAUUGUAUUAUUAGUAUAAUAUUGUUGUCAGGAAUAAAUCAGAGUUUCAUAUUUGGCAAAUCUUAAAAAAAAAAUUUAAAAAAAAAAAAAAAAAAAAAAUUGUAAUUUUACAUAUUUGAUAUUCUGAUUUUAUUUAUUGCUGCUUUUCUAAAUAAAAAUAUCAAAAAUAUAUUAAAACCAGUUAUUGAAAUUAAGAAAAUUCUCUUUUAGAAAGAAUUUAGAUUCUGUUGUUAGAAAUAUAUUAAAUUGAUUAACCUUUUGUUUCUAAAAAUAAUUUUCAACUGCUCAAAAGUGUCUCCCCCCUUCAUUUUUUUACAUUAGGAACAUUAAUUUUAGAAAAACAAAAUUAUUUAUUUAUGACUAUUAUAUGACUAAUUUGUAAAAUUUAUAUUGUACAGACUUGAUCAAUAGGAGAUUAUCAUAUAGUAUGUUAUAGGUAAAGUAAGGUAUUAAAGAAAAGGCUGAGGUAAUUGGAAGUGAUAGAUGUAAAAUAAGCGUGCUUAAUUUAAAAAUUUGAAGAAAUUCCACCUGUGCUUGACAUUUAUUGAAGCAUGUUCACUGCCAAUUAUAUGCAUUGAGGUAUAUGUUAAUAUGUUAUUUUUAUGUUGGUUGAUAUUGUGGGUUCUAUGUGUAUAAUUGUUAUAGGCGUGACAGUAAAUGCUGUAAAUAUAACUUUUUUGUUUUUGGUUUUACAUUUUUUUCAUUUGUUUUUCCAAAAUUUCACCAUGCUAUGAGUAGUUUAAAUGACAAUUUACCAGGGUCUUCCCAUCCUAAACAAGCAAGAUAAGGGCACAAGAAAACCAUUACCAGAUGGGGAAAAAAAAAACUUUCAAAAUAUUUAUCAGACAUGUGUCUAAAUAAAUCCAGUUUUUUAAACAAAGAAGAAUAUGUCCCUCACACAGAUGAUUCUGAAUAUUCAGAUAAUUGCAAGAAGCUAAUGAGAAAUUUCAACAUAGCAAGAAUUCGUCAUGCUAGGAAAUGUAAUUUCUGAAGAUCUUUCUUUGUAUUAGAAUGGCUUCUGAUGAAAUUUCAUGUACCUAUAUUACUGUGGCAGUUAGCAUGCUAGAACAUAGUGUAAUGUAUUUCAAGAGAUGGACUGAUAUGAGCUUUUUUUAAGGAAGCAGUAUUCUUUUGAAUGUUCUGAUUGUUUCAUAUCUUUAAUAUAAAUGUUAUUGCUGUGUCUAAGGAAAGAUUUAGUCCCACAUUUUCAGAAUAUCAUAAUUUUGGACAGUUUUACUUGCAACGGGAAGCAUUCAUUUUAAUUGUUUAAAUGUUGUGCAAAUGAGAAGCAGUAGCUGAACAUUUUUAGGAAUGCCAAUUGUGUAGAAAUAUUACAUUUUCUCAAAUUUUCUUCAGUUGAAUUAUAUUUCAUUGAAACCUUUUGUUUGUAUCUCCUGUGUCAUAAAAUGUGUCUGCUGAAAUGUCGCUCAUGUGUAUGCAUUUAAAAUGUAACCAUCAUACAUCGUGUAAAAUGUUGACCCUUGACGAAGAAAGAAAUAUCAAUAUCGGAUUGUUGCUUGCAGUGUACAAUUGUAUGAUAUAUAGAUAUACAAAACACUUGAAGUAAAAAAUGAAAAAAUAGACUUUCAAAGAUAAAUUCUAGCACUAAUGUAUCUAAGAUUAAUUAGAUUAUUAACAGAGAAACUAUCCCUUCAGAAAAUGAAGGAAAAAAAAAACUAUUACAGUUAAAAUACUUUUGUAAGAUAGAAGUGUUAGUUAAAGAUUAAGUAUGAAAGCUUUUUAAAGAUUAUUAUUAUUGUUGAUAUAUUGUUCUUUUAAAGAUAUUAUUAUACUUAAAAGAUAAUUAUUAUUGUUGAUUCCAUGGAAAAAGACUGACUUUUCAAAGGGUAUUUAGCCCUUCUUUGAUAAAAUCACCAACAAUUAUUGAAAUCUGAUCAUGUUUCGCCUUCUGUGUCUUCUUGAGUGAAGUUCAGUUUAUAAUCCAAAGUAAUAUUUCAACUUCACAUGAAUUAAUUAAUAAAAAUUAAUUAAAUUCACACGAAUUAAUAAAAAUUUGUAUGAAUUUUAUUUAUUUAUUUAAUUAGACAAUAAAAAUAUCCUGACAUGAUCUGAUUUCACGAAAAAUUUAAAUUGGCAAAGUUUGGUUCAUUUUAAGAUUGAGUUUUGCCAAGUUUUAAAACAAAAUGUAUAACAGAUUUCUUUUUAAUAAUUGUAUUUGCUUAGGUUAUUUUUUUAAAGUUCUGAAAAAUAAGAAAAGAGUUACAUAUUAUUAUGCUUUUAAAUGCGUUAAAAUUAACAAAAUUAGAUUAAAUUCAUUUUCUUAGGCUCUCAUAUUUAGAAUUAAGAAAUUAAACUCCUUCCUGUCAUCUUAUACAUAUUAUGUAUAUAUUUUUUUUCUCAUUUCAAUUAAGAAAGUUUUCCACGAUAAGUGUAUAUAAAAAUGUGUGUAUAGUAAAACUAGUACAUUAAGUGUAAUUUUAACAAUUAUUCAUAGUAGAUGAAAAUGCUUUGCUGCCUUUAAAAAAAAAUGCUUUUUUUAACAAAUGAGAUUAAUUGAAUUUUUUUGUCAUUAUAUAUCAUCUAUAAGUAUUUUUUUGUUCAGUAAUUUGUAAAAUAUCUGUGAUAUAAAUAACAACAAAUAUAUUUAAGGCCUAUUUAUCAACUGUAGAUUAUCUUUGUACUAUAUAUUUUUUUUAAUUUAUUAUAGAUUAAAUGUGGUGUGUGUGUUUUAUUCAUGUACUGUAUGUCUUAAUGCUGGGAUUUAAUUUUUGUUUGUAUCUGAACCUAAAUAAAUGCUAUUUAUUAUAAAUGUAAAUGAUUGCCAUCAACAUAUAGAGAUUAAUUGUCCAUGACACUGAUAUUUGCAAAACUAGUCUGGUAUGCAUCGGUAUUGGUUUGUUAAAUAUAUACAUAUACCUGUAUUUAAGAAUUAUCUGUUUAUAUGAAAAAUUAUGUAGUUUUAUCUUUAUCAUCUUGAUACAGUGUUAUAUUUUUUCUUUAAGAGGGAGAACCAGUACUUCAGAGCUUAUUAUUUUAUUUAAGUUUUUAAAGUAACCAAAGAUUUACUAGAAAUACUGCAAGAUUCUAUAGAAAUAUUGGAAAUUAUUAAUUUUACCAUCCUACCAUAAAUAUGUUUUAAUGAGAGUUUAAAAUUAUUAUUUGUGAGUAGUUCUGAACUUUCAUGAACUAGCAUAAUAAUUGAAUCAUGUGUAUGCAAUUUUGAGUGUAAAAUACUGAAUCAUGACAUUUGAGCUCCAAAAAUACAUCUGCAAUGAUUAACUCAAACUAAACUUACUGUAAAAAUUUCCCGUCUUUUAUUUAGUUGGUUAGUUUACUUUAGAAAAGCUAGCAAAAUAAAUAAAAUUCCCAUGUGAUCCCAUUUCUAAAAGUAUUUGAAACUUUAAAUUUUUUAAAGGUGUUUUUGAAUAAUUCUGAAGAUGUGUGUAAACAAGUAAUAUUUUAUAAUUAUCAAAUUCAUGUAAAGUGUCUGUGCUUAAAAAUGUGUAGUUUUAUUGAUCAUGACUUUUCCACUAAACAUUUAAAUUUGUUUUUAGUUUAGGGAUAUAGAAACUUUUAAUAAUUUUUUUCUUGGGAUAGUUCUCCCCUUUUCUAGUUAGUACCAAAUAUCCAUUUAAUUCACAGUUAAAUAUUUUUACCUCUCUAAAUGAAGAAAUAUUAACGUAUUAAUUACAAGAAAAUUUGUGAUAUAAAAAACGUUUAAAGAGCAGAAUAUUAUUCUGACGUUUCAAAACAUUUAAAUUGUAUUAAAUUAAGAACUAGAUACAUUUUUGCAAAUGUUUCUGAAAAAAUGAGCCCUAUGAUAUGCAGUUAAAAAAUUAUCUAAAAAUACUUUUUUUAUUUCUGUAAAAAAAAUAUGUAUAUAUAUAAUAUAUCUAGCAGUAUUUCAGAUUCGAAAGUCCUAAUGUGAUUUUAAAAACAUACAUACUUUUAGGCUAAUUUUGUUUUCUAGACUCCAUUUUGAAAGUACAUUGUCUUCAAAUGUAUUUAAUCGAAGCAAUGUAUGAAAACUGUCAAGAUCAUCAUAUAACUUUGUGUAAAGCAGAGUUUCUUAAACUGUAGGUCAUGAACCCCAUCUGCAGCAGGGGGUUGCCAAAACUUUUAGCAGUUUUGAUAUUUCUUUAACUUAUUAUAAUAAUUUUACAAUUACCAAAUAUUUUUACACAGUGUAUCUGAAACUAGAUAAAGAUAAGACAAUACAAACAAAGAACAAACGACAAUGUUUCGAUACGUUCUUUUCAUAAUAUAAAUGUUCAUUUUACUUGCUUUGUACAUGAUGCUGUCAUUUACUUAUUUAGAAUUUUCUCAUUGUUUUAUGUUUUAAAAUUAAAUAUUAAAGUUAAUUACCUGAAACUGCAAUAUAUAACAGUACAAGUGAAAAAAAAUUGACAGUUUCACUCACGCGUGUGUUGGAUUUGCACAAUGCUUAUGGGGUCCUACAAAAUUUUUGUAAAUAUUAUGGGGUCCUGGGGGCCGCAAAAAAAAUCUCAAUAAUAAAAAGGGGUCGCGACUCAGAAAGUUUAAGAUGCCCUGGUGUAAAGCAACCAAAAUUUUACAAUCCAUUGUCUUUUCUCUCCUUUUUCUCUUUUUAAAUUUAUAACUUAAUUUUCAUAUUAAUGUAUUCCAGUUUUAAUAAUGUUUUUGUUCAUCUUUCUCAGCAAAUUUCAAGGUUUGUGGCUCAAUUUUGUAUACCUUAUCGCAUAUUUUAUUAUCUGCUGAAAAAUGCAAUUAUGAUAAUGGGUUAAUAUUUUUCUCAUGAUGUAAAUAGCAAAACAUGCUGUUAUUAGACACAUUGUUCAUUGUUGAUUUAAUGUAUCAUAUAAAAAUUAUUAUAUUUAUGUCAAAAACAACUUCUAAGAUACAUGCAUGUUAUUUAUCACGUUUUUUUUUUCAUCUGUUAAUGUGUGUAUAUAUAUAGAAAUAUAAAGAUAUUUAAUUUUAUGAUAGAUAGAGCUAUGGAACAAGUAAUAUUCUUUGAUUAUUAUUGACUGUAUGUUUUUUAAGUUCAUGCUUGUUAUAUGUUUAUUUUGAGUGCUUACUGAUUCUGAGAAUGAAUGAAAGCAAUAUUUGAUCCAUCACAUAAAUGGAAAAUUUUGUAUUUGAUAUUUAAAAACUAUAUGAUAUUAUAUAUUAUUGUGAUGUUUAAAUUAGUGGUGCGUAUAUUGCUAUGUAUGACUUUGAUGAAAUGCAGAUAAGCAAUUCUCAGUUUUCUCCCAAAUAUGUGUGACAGUGAUAUAUAUGGCUAGAAUAAACGUCUUCAAAAGCAGG